Anneissia japonica is the source of this 5287-nucleotide messenger RNA. RefSeq names its product ATP-binding cassette sub-family A member 5-like. Gene Ontology annotation, cellular component: membrane; intracellular membrane-bounded organelle. Gene Ontology annotation, molecular function: lipid carrier activity; ATP binding; ATP hydrolysis activity. Gene Ontology annotation, biological process: lipid transport; transmembrane transport. The transcript has 25 exons. NCBI's taxonomy places the organism in Eukaryota, Metazoa, Echinodermata, Crinoidea, Comatulida, Comatulidae. The record is from RefSeq and is a predicted model, not a curated record. Bases 61 to 3867 code for a protein of 1268 amino acids.
ACUGGCCCAGCUAUUGUGUUUACAGAUAGUUUUCCCGAUGAUUUGAGUUAUACGAUACGAAUGGACAGAAACGCAGUUCCGUCAACUGGUGACGAAUUUACCAAUGCUGGAACUUGUCGGGAUACAUCGCAGGAUAACUUUCCGCCAAUGUAUAACUGCCCCGCAGCGGGUUAUCUUAGAUCUGGUUUCUCCGCACUACAAGUCAUCAUAGACCAUGCCAUUAUUUUAAUGAAGACCAACAAUACAAUUAGUCAGGUACCACUUCCAGAUGCUUAUACAGAGAUGUUCCCUAAAGGCGAAUACCCUGGCUCACCAACGGCUCUGCAGACCACCACCGCUGUUUAUUUUGUGUUAGCGUAUUCUCCAUUCGUCAUCGUCUUACUUUCAAAGAUUGUCGGAGAGAAGGAGAAGAAACUAACUCAGUCGUUGAAAAUGAUGGGAAUGAGGACAGGACCAUUUUGGACCGCUUGGUUUAUCGUGUAUGCUGUAAUGAUUGGCGUCAUAUCCAUAUUUGGAAUCGGCUUUGCUAAAGCUAUUCAAGUUUUUCCGAAUGGAAAUUUUUUCUUGCUGUGGCUCCUGCUAAUGUUGUAUGGAAUUUCAAUCGUCAACUUGGCCUUCAUGCUGACGCCAUUCUUCAACAAAGCGUUGACAGCAGGCGCAUUUGGAGGCUUUUUGGCAUUUUUCCUGGCUGUUGCUUAUAUUCCUCUCGGUCUUAUUUCGGGGAUACCGGCAGCGGUCAAAUGGAUAUUGUGCCUGUUCUCACCAAUUGCUGUUUCGCUUGCUUUAGACUCUGUUGAUAAAAUCUUGAAAGAAGUUGGUCUGGAAAAGCAGGGAGCCACGUAUGCGAAGGAAUUGAGCGGAGGUCAGAAACGGAAGCUCUGUAUGGGUAUCGCACUUAUUGGUGACCCUAAGGUGGUUAUCUUGGAUGAGCCGACAAGUGGUAUGGAUCCAUACUCAAGACGGUCAAUUUGGACAUUGCUGAAAAACAAGAGAGAGGGAAGGGUCAUCCUUUUAACGACGCAUUUCAUGGAUGAAGCUGACAUUUUAGCGGAUCGUAAAGCCAUCAUAAGCAAUGGUAAACUGCGUUGUUAUGGAUCAUCACUCUUUCUCAAGAAUCGAUUUGGUAUCGGCUACAAGCUAAGCAUGGUGACUGAGAUGGAUUGCAAUCAUGAUGCUGUCAAAGAUGUUAUUGUGUCAAAGGUCAGUGAUGCAAAGGUCAUAAGGUCACAUGGUAUGGAGUUGUCGUUCCAGUUGCCGCUGAAGGAUGUCAACUUGUUUGCAGGUCUCUUCAGGGAACUUGAAGUUGAAAAUGCAAAUGGCGUUGAAGCAUCAAAGUCGAUGGGAAUCCAAAGUUAUGGCGUUUCAAUGACGACCUUGGAGGAAGUUUUCCUGAAGAUUGGCGAAGAAGCAGACUUGGAAAAAGAACGAGAGCAAGACGGAUUGGGAACUGAAGGGAGCGCUAAUGAUAACAAUGGCUUCAACCUGGACCAAAGAGAUACAGUCAUUGAAGUACCAGAGGUGGUUCUAGAUUCUUCUGCAUUGGCAACUGAUCCCAUCAAUCCUAGCUUCAAGGCCCAGUUUAAGAGCCUUUUUAGGAUCUUCGGUCUAUUGGUUAUAAGAAACCCUUCUACUUACGUUGUGCGAUUCAUUAUGCCAAACAUUUACAUGGUAAUUGGCGUUGUUAUGGUGCUGGUGAUUCCUACGAGUAACAACGAUAGUCUGAAUCCUCAAAAAAUCCACCUCUCCAGAGAUUUGUACUUACAAAACCUCUCAGGCUAUCCCGAAACCAAGACCGAGCUACUCUACCAAAAUUCCCUCCCAACAGGCCAAAAUAUCAGUUCACUGGUGUCGGAGUUUGAUCGGUUGGACAUCAAGAAUGGAGAAAUGAAAAACUUCAGCUCGUUGCUUUCGGAUGCCCCUCAUCACCAGGCUGUUAACGCCAAAAAUUUGAAUAAUUUUUCAUUUGUAGCACACUACAACGAUACAGCCAUUCAUUCCUUACCAAUCCUCAUAAACAUUCUUAUGAACUCUCUCUACGGCCUGUUGGACAGCAACCCCGGUAACAUCAGUGUAUCAUCACAAGAUUUCCCGUCUGUUGGCUCGGGUGAUUAUACAUUUAAUGGCGCUGUUGUACUAGCUGUGCUCUUUGCUGUCUCCCUUAAUUUGAUUCCGCCUUAUUUUGCAGUCGAUAAGGUCAAAGAUCGUGAGUUGAAGACAAGAGCUCAGCUACGAGUGUCUGGCGUAACAAUGCAGACGUACUGGGUAACAUGGCUGGCAAUUGAUGUUGCGUUCUACGCACUUGCCUGUCUGAUUGGUAUCAUCGUAAUUCUAGCUUUCCAAGUCGACGCCUUUAUGAAUGCAGGCGCUAUGAUUACGUUUCUGUUGUUGCUCAUUACAUAUUUACCGGUGUCUACAAUAUUUGCGUACUGUGUGUCGUUCAUGUUUGACAGUUUUGAAUCGUGUCAAGCAGUCUUGCCGUCAUUUUAUUCAUUAGUUCCAACUGUUAUAGCAGUUCCUGUAAUUGUCCUAGAUUUGAUGGGUACAACAGGAGCAGCUGCUGCUAUUCAUUUGGUGUUUGCGUUGCUUUUCCCGCCCUACGCAAUUUAUGGCGGAAUUUAUUAUAUUGUGAAGAUUUACGAGUGGGAACUUCUUUUUUCAAGAGCAGAUGACAUUAAAGCAGGGGAUUACUUCAAGUUUGAUGCAUACAUUAUCCCUACAAUAUUAAUUCUCUUGGUGGACUUGGUCUAUAUGUACUUUUUCCUCCGUUGGUGUGAGAUAAUGAAAACCGGAGGAGACUGGAAGGAUGCCUUUUAUUGUGGGUCAACUGAUAUUAAGUACAGCAAGAUCAAUGAUGAUGUGAUAGAAGAUGAAGAUGAGGAUAUUGUUGAAGAGAGGAAACGGGUAAAAGAUAUUCUCAUGAACAACAAGCCGUCUGCCUUGGUGGUCAGUGAUCUACGACGAGAGUUCAAUUUGAGGAAAGACAAGAAGACCAAGGCUGAAGGUAAGGUGAAGGUAGCUGUGAGAAAUGUCUCGCUAGCUGUAAGUCCUGGUGAAGUCCUUGGCCUUCUUGGUCCAAACGGUGCAGGAAAGACCAGUACAAUGAAUGUAGUCACUGCAGAUAUUGAACCAACCAAAGGACAGGUGAGAGUUGGUGUGAAUGACAUUGCUUCGUCUCUGAGUGAGGCUUACCAGACCAUGGGCUACUGCCCUCAGGUUGAUCCUCUGUGGCCUGACUUGACGGUCCGAGAACACUUGCAGGCCUAUGGCGCCAUCAAAGGACUCUCAAAGGAAGAUGCCGCUAAAAUUGGAAACCACUACAUGGAGGGCUUGAAGAUUAGUGAACACGCCGACAAGAAAAUUAAAGAAAUUUCUGGAGGUACAAAAAGAAAGGUGAGGAAAACAAAGAUAAUAUGUCUAGGGACCACCCAACACUUGAAGGACAAAUACGGUGGAGGCUAUCUCUUAGAAGCUAAGCUGAACCUUGUUGCUUUCGCAAGGGGGGCCGGGGACACGACAGCCCUCCUGGAAGAUAAACUGACAAAGUUCAUCCGACAUGUGCGUACCUUCUUCCCCAGCGCUGAAGUCAUUGAGUGCUUUUCAGAACGUGUGACUAUAAAAGUACCGAGAGAUGAAGUGAACUCGCUGGCUAAAGUUUUUGAGAUCAUGCAAGAAGGAAAAUCUGAGUUUGAAAUUGAAGAAUACAGCUUUAGUCAAUCCACCCUUGAACAGGUAUUCAUAGAGUUCGCUAAGCAACAAGAAGAGAUUGAUGAGGAAAAUGAAGAGCCUACACAGGAGAAUGAAAUCCACCGAUCAAGGAGAGUCCAGCCUAAACCACAAAGACAAUACUCACAAAUAUCAGUUAACUAAAUAUAAAUGGUUGCUGGGAUACUAUAUCAACUCCUUGUUGUUCAAUAAUUUGUCGGCUCACUAUAUUAAAGCAGAGGAACACUCUCACGCAGGAGAGAUUCUACCAUACAACAGAUAAAAUUCAUUUUAAAAAAGAGAUAAUAGUAAUGGAAUUAAAAAAAAAAAAAAAAAAAACCUAGUUAAAGUUUGUUCAUGGUUGCCUAGAUCACUGUUCAGAAAUAUGUGGUUUCGGAGAUAAUGGCCAAAACAUGUUGGAAUGUCAAAUUUUUCGAAAUCUAUUUUAAACUAAAUUUCAUUUAUAUAUACAUCAUGCUGUGUUUUGUUAUUUUUCUCAUUUCUGACAUUAAAACAACUUUUAUUAAUGAUUUAGUGAUAGUCUCUACCUGAGAAAUGGGUGAAAAAUUUGAAGGCUGAUUUCUCAAAAACUGUACUUUAAACAGCUUUAUGUUUAAACUUCUGUAACUUCAUAACAAAAUGUCGGAUUUAAAUGGUUCUUCUACCAUUUCAUAACUAUUAAUUUACUGCUUAACCCUGUAUUAAUAACUAUUUAAUGUAAUCAUUGCCUAGAUAAUGUAUGUAUGGCCCUGACACAUCAUUUGUUAUAUGUUUUCUAGUAUUGUAUGUGAUUUCAGUGGUUUAAUGGUAUUGUAUUAAUAUAUUUUAUUUGUGAUCAUGCAUUGAGUGCAAUUCAGUGAUUUUUAAUAAUUGUCUUUCAUCGUAUUUACAAAUCUACUUCUGAAUCUAUAUUUUUUAAUUAUGUAAUAUUGAUUAAUUAUAAUAAUAUUUUUGCUACAUUUUUACAUUUAUUUAAUAUAAUAAAUGCAAUUUAAAUAUUUUUUAAUAUUGAAGCUGCGAGUAUAUGGUCAUGGUACCUGAGUUGUGUGGCCGCUACCAAAAUUUGACACUUCUAGAAAAACCUUCAUGCACUGUUAUUAUACCACUUUAUGCUAAGUUUUGAUAUUAAUUUCUACAGAUAUUAGUGUUAGGCCAUCAAAAAACAAGGGGUUUUCUAGUUAAAAAUGGUAGGCUGGCUGCACAUUAUAAGGUGGUCAUGGGCAGAAAAAAAAGAUUGAUCACCAUCGGGCUGCACUUUUCUCACCUUUGCACUAGAAGCUAAGCAUUAGGCCUAUUGCCUGAUAGUCAUGUGUUGACACAUCAUUUUUAAGUAUUGUUUAUUUUAUUGCAUGCAAUAUGCAUUUGUGAUAUUUAGAAUAGUUUUUAGGUAGUUUGUAUUUUCAUAUUCAUUUUACCUAAUAUUAAAAAUCUGGGUCUGCAUGUUUAGUUUGGUUUAUAUACAGUGGUAUAGGCCAAUUCAUUUUAGUUACAAAUACAUAUUAUCAAUUGUGUUAACUUAUAUAUGUGUUAUCAAGUUGGUUUUUUUUAAAUUAAAACUGUAAAAUUGUAUACUUCAAUUCAUAAU